AGAGAAGCUUGGCUCGGAGGAUUAGUCUGUCUGCGCCAUAGACCAGUGGACAGGAGAGAUGGUGAGCUGCAGCAGCACUGCAGUAGAAAUGUAAAGGAAGAAAGGUCGUUCACCUCCAGGGAACUAUGAACCAUGUCAGGACUGAGGCCCGUGGUGCUGAGCGGCCCCUCCGGAGCGGGGAAGAGCACUCUGAUGAAGAGGCUGAUGAAGGAACACGAAGGCGUCUUUGGAUUCAGCGUGUCACACACGACAAGAAACCCUCGACCGGGAGAGGAAGAUGGCAAAGGGCUGAACAUUCUCCCCAUGCUUCUGGGGGCUACUUUACUGCCCGUAGCAGACGUCUUAUCCUGUGAAGACUUAGAAAUGUCCACCUCAUUUUCAUGUCCAAACGAAUCAGAAACCACAGAGAAAGACUACCACUUCACAACGAGAGAGGCCAUGGAGGAGGGCAUCAACCAGGGCGAAUUCAUUGAGAAUGCAGAGUUUUCCGGCAACAUGUACGGAACAAGUAAAGCUGCUGUAGAGGACGUGCUGGCCAGGAACCUAAUCUGCAUCCUUGAUGUGGACAUCCAGGGGGUGAGGAGGAUUAAAGAGACUGACCUGAACCCCAUCUAUAUCUCCAUCCAGCCUCCAUCCAUGGACAUCCUAGAAAAACGUCUGAGGGACAGGCAGACAGAAACGGAGGAGAGUCUAUUGAAACGUCUGGAGGCAGCACGCAUUGAUAUGGAGCACAGUAAGGAGCCAGGAGUGUUUGAUGUUGUUAUCAUCAAUGAUGACUUAGAGAGGGCCUACGAGGAGCUGAAAGAUAUCCUCAAUGAGGAAAUCCAAAAAGUUCAGGAGGCCAAAUAACAAGGAAACAGUGACUCAGUCUUUCUGCUGCUGAAGAAACUAAAGCAACACUUGGCCUGAGCGACUCCGUCUCCACUGACCGCAAACACACAAUAAAAUCCAAUCGGAGGAGAGGUGUGUUUUUCUUUUACCUGCCGCAUGAGACAAUGCUCAGAGGGAAAAGAGGGCUCUGGAUUCAUAGAGAAUGGGAGGUUUGUGUUAGAUUUAGAGCAGUUAAUGGUCAAUAUCUAGUUAUGAAAGUCCCAACCCAUAUAUUUCUCCCAGGUGUCAAAUCCAGAGCAACAUUUGCAUCUAUUCCACACGUGUGUCAUACACGUCAGCAUCACCGGACAGCACCAACUGCACUCAUCGCAAAAUAGUUUAGAAAGUAGUUGUACUGUGUUCUGUUGAAUUUUAAUAUUGUGGAGUUACAUUUACUCAUAGCCAAGUGUAAAAUUAAAGUCACGCUGAUAUAUAUUGAUGACUUUAUUAAAAUAUACUCAGAUGUGCUCACAUGCUGCAUAUUAUUCAAAAAUUUACAUGGAGAUCUGAAUAAGGUCAUUGUGUAUGUGACCUUUAAAAUAUUUGCGUGUAUGUGUGUGUGUGAGGCUGAAUAAAGAAUGUGAGAACGA
This is a messenger RNA of Scophthalmus maximus (turbot), 1460 nucleotides long. It is a transcript of the gene guk1b, whose product is annotated as guanylate kinase 1b. Bases 133 to 849 code for a protein of 238 amino acids. Gene Ontology annotation, molecular function: GMP kinase activity. NCBI's taxonomy places the organism in Eukaryota, Metazoa, Chordata, Actinopteri, Pleuronectiformes, Scophthalmidae. The record is from RefSeq and is a predicted model, not a curated record. Gene Ontology annotation, biological process: purine nucleotide metabolic process. Gene Ontology annotation, cellular component: cytosol. The transcript has 9 exons.